This is a messenger RNA of Drosophila mauritiana, 1514 nucleotides long. RefSeq names its product AT-rich binding protein. Bases 114 to 1271 code for a protein of 385 amino acids. The record is from RefSeq and is a predicted model, not a curated record. Gene Ontology annotation, cellular component: nucleus. The transcript has 2 exons. NCBI's taxonomy places the organism in Eukaryota, Metazoa, Arthropoda, Insecta, Diptera, Drosophilidae.
UCGAUACUAUCGAAAGUGCCCAUUCGGCCGAUAGCUAAACAAAAACAAAAAAAAAUAAAAACAUAAACAUAAACAAACAACAGCACAAGGAGCUAGUCAAACACAACAACGCAAUGGGUUUUCCGCGCAUCCUCAGCAAGAACAACAAGAUCUACACCAAGCUUGGCGAGUUCUGUUUGUCGGGGGAUAGCUUCUGGAUUGUUUGUCACACGUGCCAAGAGGAGCUUCAGACACAGGAUCAGUUCUGGAAGCACAUACAGGAUGAGCAUAAUUUCCUGCACGGGGUGGCAAAGGAACACAGUCGUACAUCCAGCUACUGCCUAACGGAUGUGGAGGCUGCGGCGGCAGCAGCAACGCCAGGAAGCAGCUCCCAGCAAGGCGCGACAGCGAUCAGUGUGCCACUGGCCCUUUACACCUGCUCAACCAAGUACUCAGAGGAGGAACAACGGGAGGUGGAACUGCACGAACAGCAGGUUCAAGUACAACAGCAGGUGCAACAACAAGUGCAACAACAGCAAGCGCAGCAGCAACAACAACAACAGUCUCAGCAGCACGGGCACCAGCAGCACCAGGUUCAACAACAACAUGCCCACCAGCAGCUCCAACAGCAGCGGGAUGUUGCCAAGGAGCUGGCUGAACUCCAUGCCAAUGCGGUAGCUGCCGCUGCAGCCGCUGCAACUGUGGUAUCCACAGGCGAGGGAACUACACGUAGCAACAGCGCCAUCGACAUUAAGAUAGAGCCCAGCAGUCUGACACUUACACCCGAAAUGCAGGCUGCUGCUGCAGCUGGUGGGACCAUUUACCAUCUGCCACAGCUAGUUCCACCACCUGUACCGCCUCCACCGCCAGCGUCCGGAUUUGUUAGCGUCAGCGCCAGUACCAGCACCUCCACGGUCAGCACCACGCCCCCUAAUGCUCUACAGCAGCAGCAGCAACUAAACAUGUCUGUCGUUCCUUCGGCCGCCGCUAUGCUAGCCGCCAGUCAGGAACAGCUGCCUAAGGACUCUAACAGCACGACGGCCAGCGCCGGGAGUGCUGUGUCUUCAGAUGACGGAGAACGGUGGUACGUCUGCGAUUACGAGACUUGUGGUUUGAAGUUUAAGUAUAAGUCUAGAAUGGAGCUGCAUCGUGUAGUUCACAGCAAGGAGCGGCGGUUCAAUUGCGAACUGUGCAGUGCCUCCUUCAAGCAGUCGUGCAACCUAUCAACGCACCGAAAAAAAAAGCACGCACUGAGAGGCAUCAAAAGCGAGAUAUUGCCGCAGCGCUUUUAGGCUAUAGACUAAACAGACCCAGCUCAACGAUUCCCCAAUUAAUCACAUAGCAUCUCUAAAAAACCCUGUUUGAAAAUGUUGAUUUAGGUUCAAGAAAAUUGCUUGCUUGCCACAAAAAACGUUCAUUGUGCAAGGAGCAAGGAGAUUUGUUGAAUUGGUAAGGUGUGCACAAAAAUAUUGUACAUUUUGUCUCUUGCAUAAUGUCUUUGGUUUUGCUAAGACUCAAUAAAGUUAUAGACUUUA